CUUCUGGGUAGGGGCUUCUACCCCGCCCCUCAGGUGAAGGCUUUAACGGCUGCGUCUGCGGCGCCGCUCCUUCUAGGAUGGCUGCCCUGGUUGUAAACAAACCUGGAGCGGGACUAGACAGUGGUCGUCAGGGCAGCCGGGGGACGGCCGUGGUGAAGGUGCUGGAGUGUGGAGUCUGUGAAGAUGUCUUUUCUUUGCAAGGAGACAAAGUACCUCGCCUCCUACUUUGUGGCCACACAGUCUGUCAUGACUGUCUCACUCGGCUGCCUCUUCAUGGAAGAGCAAUCCGUUGCCCUUUUGAUCGACAAGUAACAGACCUAGGAGAUUCAGGUGUCUGGGGAUUGAAAAAAAAUUUUGCUUUAUUGGAGCUUUUGGAACGACUACAGAAUGGACAUAUUGGCCAGUAUGGAGCUGCAGAAGAAGCCAUUGGAAUAUCUGGAGAGAGCAUCAUUCGUUGUGAUGAAGAUGAAGCUCAUGUUGCAUCUGUAUAUUGCACUGUAUGUGCAACUCACUUGUGCUCAGAGUGUUCCCAAGUUACUCAUUCUACAAAGACAUUAGCAAAGCACAGGAGAGUGCCUCUAGCUGACAAACCUCAUGAGAAAACCAUGUGCUCUCAGCAUCAGGUGCAUGCCAUUGAGUUUGUUUGCUUGGAAGAUGGCUGUCAAACUAGCCCACUCAUGUGCUGUGUCUGCAAAGAAUACGGAAAACACCAAGGUCACAAGCAUUCAGUAUUGGAACCAGAAGCUAACCAGAUCCGAGCAUCAAUUUUAGAUAUGGCUCAUUGCAUACGGACCUUCACUGAGGAAAUCUCAGAUUAUUCGAGAAAAUUAGUCGGAAUCGUUCAGCACAUUGAAGGAGGAGAGCAAAUAGUAGAAGAUGGAAUUGGAAUGGCUCACACAGAACAUGUACCCGGUACUGCAGAGAAUGCCCGAUCGUGUGUCCGAGCUUAUUUUUCUGAUCUACAUGAAACUCUGUGUCGUCAAGAAGAAAUGGCUUUAAGUGUUGUUGAUGCGCAUGUUCGAGAAAAACUGAUUUGGCUCAGACAACAACAAGAAGAUAUGACUAUUUUGUUAUCCCAGGUUUCAACAGCCUGUCUCCAUUGCGAAAAGACUUUGCAACAGGAUGAUUGUAGAGUUGUCUUGGCAAAACAAGAAAUUACAAGGUUACUGGAAACAUUGCAAAAGCAGCAGCAGCAGUUUACAGAGGUUGCAGAUCACAUUCAGUUGGAUGCCAGCAUCCCUGUCACUUUUACAAAGGACAAUCGAGUUCACAUUGGACCCAAAAUGGAAAUUCGAGUUGUUACGUUAGGAUUAGAUGGUGCUGGAAAAACUACUAUUUUGUUUAAAUUAAAACAGGAUGAGUUCAUGCAGCCUAUUCCAACAAUUGGUUUUAAUGUGGAAACUGUAGAAUAUAAAAAUCUAAAGUUCACCAUUUGGGAUGUAGGUGGAAAACACAAAUUAAGACCAUUGUGGAAACAUUAUUACCUCAAUACCCAAGCUGUUGUAUUUGUUGUUGAUAGCAGUCACAGAGACAGAGUUAGUGAAGCACACAGUGAACUUGCAAAGUUGUUAACGGAAAAAGAACUCCGAGAUGCUUUGCUCCUGAUUUUUGCUAACAAACAGGAUGUUGCUGGAGCUCUGUCAGUAGAAGAAAUCACUGAACUUCUUAGUCUCCAUAAAUUGUGCUGUGGCCGAAGCUGGUAUAUUCAGGGCUGUGAUGCUCGAAGUGCUAUGGGACUGUAUGAAGGGUUGGACUGGCUCUCACGGCAACUUGUGGCUGCUGGAGUGUUAGAUGUUGCCUGAGUUUAAAUGCAGCAGUUGUUUAAAGUUUUGUGGUUAAAAGUUAUUUUGCACAUAACAUGAUGUAAGAAAUUCUACAUCUCAAAGAUAGUUAACUUACAAUGUAUAUAUAAAAGGAAUCUUGGAUUGGGAAUUCAGUACGGUAUUGCUUUUAAAAAACUCUAGUAAAAUUUAAUCUGAUUGAGCAGAUUAAACUGGAUUAAAUAGGGACUUAUUGGAUAU
Molecule: messenger RNA, 2021 nt
Organism: Hippopotamus amphibius kiboko
Lineage: Eukaryota; Metazoa; Chordata; Mammalia; Artiodactyla; Hippopotamidae
Gene: TRIM23
Product: tripartite motif containing 23
Exons: 11
Coding region: 78-1802 (574 amino acids)
Biological process (GO): intracellular protein transport; vesicle-mediated transport
Cellular component (GO): lysosomal membrane; plasma membrane; cytoplasm
Molecular function (GO): zinc ion binding; GTPase activity; GTP binding
Source: RefSeq, a predicted model, not a curated record